This is a messenger RNA of Parascedosporium putredinis, 1596 nucleotides long. Lineage: Eukaryota; Fungi; Ascomycota; Sordariomycetes; Microascales; Microascaceae. The record is from the annotation of a GenBank genome assembly.
AUGAUUAUCGACUGCCCGGCUUGCAACAAGCCCCCAACCCUCCUCCUCCUCCUCACAAAACGGCGCGAAUGCCUUCCUAAACGGCAGCGGCAGCGCCCGGCCCAGCGGGGCCCGGCAUUCCCUCCGUCGGGCUCUCAGCAAAAGCGGCCCGCCGCCGCCGCCGCCUUCUUCCAGACCCCGGCGGCGAAGCGCACGGCCACGUCCUCGUCCACGACGACCUCGGCCCGGGAGCCCGGCGCCGCUGGCGGGCCAGAAGCGCACACGCAGAGCCGCGUGGGGAACCUGGCGCUCUCGCCGACAGCGCACCAGCACACGCCGACGGCGGCUAAGAAGAGCAAGACGCACCGGUCGGCGCCGCUGGCGGAGCGCAUGCGGCCCGACACGCUGGACGACGUGUUUGGGCAGGAUCUGACGGACCAGCUGCCGUCCAUGAUCCUGUGGGGCGCGUCGGGGACGGGCAAGACGACGAUUGCGCGGUGCAUCGCCCGCAUGGUGGGGUCGCGCUUCGUCGAGACCAACGCCACGAGCACGGGCGUGGCCGAGGUCAAGAAGAUGUUCCAGGACGCGCAAAACGAGGCGGCGCUGACGGGCCGCAAGACCAUUAUCUUCUGCGACGAGAUCCACCGCUUCACCAAGGCCCAGCAAGACGUUUUUCUCAAGCCCGUCGAGGCCGGCACCGUCACCCUCAUCGGCGCCACCACCGAGAACCCUUCCUUUCGCGUCCAGGCCGCCCUGCUGUCCCGCUGCCGCACGUUUACCCUCGAGAAGCUGACGGUCGCCCACGUCCAUGCCAUCCUCAAGCGCGCCCUCGCCGCCGAGGCCGAGCACGACGCCCGCCCGCCCGUGUCCGCGCUGCUCGAUGACGAGAUGCUCAAUUACCUGGCGGCCUUUAGCGACGGCGACGCCCGCACCGCCCUCAACCUGCUCGAGAUGGCCCUCUCCCUGGCCCGGCAGCCCGGCGGCGGCGGCGGCGGCGGCGUCACCAAGGAGAGCAUCAAGGCCUCGCUGACCAAGACGCUCGUCUACGACCGCGCCGGCGACCAGCACUACGACACCAUCUCCGCCUUUCACAAAUCCAUCCGCGGCAACGACCCCGACGCCGCCCUCUACUACCUCGCCCGCAUGCUGCAGUCGGGCGAGGACCCUCUUCGUCGCCCGCCGCCUCGUCGUCGUCGCCUCCGAGGACGUCGGCCUCGCCGACAACGCCAUGCUCUCCCUCGCGACCGCCACCUACACCGCCACCCAGCAGAUUGGCAUGCCCGAGGCCCGUAUCCCCUCGCCCACUGCACCGUCGCCCUCUGCCUCGCGCCCAAAUCGACCCGCGCCUACCGCGGCUUCAACAACGCCCUCUCCGCCCUGCGCGAGCCCGGCGUCGCCGCCCUCCCCGUGCCCCUCCACCUGCGCAACGCCCCCACCCGCCUGAUGCAGGACCUCGGCUACGGCGGCGAGUACAAGGACGGCAAGGUCAGCCAGCAGUACCUGCCCAACGACCUCGUCGGUAGGCGGUUCCUCGAGGAUAGGGACUUGGGGACUGCCAUCGACCCGGAUCUGCCCAUGGAUGAGACGUGGGAAACGAAGAAGGAAGGUAGCGUGUAG